GAUCACAUCAAUUCGCGCCGCUGGGAGAGGGAGAGAGAGAGACAGCCCCCAAACUUUCUUCCUCAAGAUGAACUGUGGCCACAGGGAAAAGGUAACCCAGUGGCAUUUCUUCGUCUUUAUUCUGUCUAGUGCCGUCGAGUUGGAUAGACGUGGUUUUGGAGCCAGGACCCGGGAUAGUAUUGUUCGUUGUGCAGUCGGAGAAACCUUGAGCCGGAAGAGCGUUCCAGCGAAAGCUGCUACAAAGCGGAAAAAUAAAAAGCAAACCUUCGGAAGAGAAGAAAGCCGAUGCUGAAGGUUGUGAUCUCAGGGAAUCGUCAGUAACUGUUGGAAUUUCUUUCCAUCUCCCGAAAACUUUCCGCGUACCCAUCUGGUGUGGUGCAUUUGAGGGCGGAAGAAAGUGCACAACAGCCCUUGGCGCUGUUCGGAAAACCAAACAGAAAUAAGUGAAGGACUCUGGAGUCCGAAAAGUGUUUAUUGCUUGUUUUCAGUUGAAAAAAUAAAUGUGUGUCAGUUAAAUGAUAAAUAUUUAAGUUACGCUGAAUUGAAGAUCAGCUUGCGAGUGCUGAAUUAACUUGGUGAAAUUGCGAACGGAUGAUGAUGAUGGUGAUUGCAGGUCGCUUAUCGCAAAGGAUUAACAAGUGAAUAAGUCGACACUGGCCUUCGGCCGAAUUAACACGAUUUCACCAGAAAGGUAUUAAUUAUUUUUCGGAGAGAUUGAAAGUGGUACUCUCACACAUUUAAUCGCAGCCAAGUGCAUAGUCGAAAAUAAAAACAGGAAGUGUGAAGUGAGAUGACAAACUCGCGCAUGUGGUUAAAACAGUGAAAGCCUAUCCACAGGCCCGCGAUAGGGCAGAAGAAAUCGAAAAGCUGAAGAAAACAAGUUGACCGAGAAAACGAGAACAGGUUCGUCGCUAGCUGGAUGACAAAUUGAAGUCUCUAUCUCUGUCGCUCGUUGGUGGAUUCGAAGCAUCAGCACAAACGGAUUGGUCGAGGAAGCUUCCCCUUUUUAGGAGACGCAGGAGAAACGUUUUACGAGUCAGCAAAGGCAAGCUCAGACCACUUGGCGGAUUUCCAUCCCCUAGGAAACCUUGAAAGGUGAACUGAAUGUCAUUUUGAGCGUAAUAAGCGCUAGCUAUAAUCAACAACAUACUUCUCAAAAUGGGAAAAAGAAAUCGCCAUUCGCCUAUAGGAACAACUAUAUACGCCAUUCUCUGCGUAGCGGCACUAACUAAGGCUAUAAAUUUCGACGACGAUUUGGAGGAUUUAAUCGCAGAAGAAUCCAACAUGGACGACGAAGUUUACGGGGGAUACGUUCUUCCAUCGGAUGUGUUCAACGGGGGUAAACCAUUUUUCGUCGAACGAGACCCAUCGACUGGUGCAUUCGAUUUCAAUCACAAGAAGACCGCCAAUCAGAUCGAUGUAGAUGAGAAGGGUUCAUAUGGCACAAAAGACAGUCACGUUAGUGACAAAAAGGACGUUGUUCUCAGUCAGUCGUCCCCGAAUUUCCACGAUUUUUUAAAUUUGCCGGUUAAAUACACACCGUCAAAGUUCGUGUAUCCCUUAAUAUCCAGCUCAUACGCAAACCUAAAGUAUCAAGGCAGCAACAAGGUUUCGAAUCACAAAAACUUCACUGUUCUAGCAUCAACCACUACCACAGCACCGAAAGCCCCAUCUACACGACCUCAGUACCCAACCACCCGACAAAACACCACCCGUCAACAACCGAAUACGACAACCGCUCUAGCGACACCUUCUUCGACCAGAUACACAUAUCCGAUCACUUCUGGACGACCAAUUACUACUACGACGACAACAACGACCACUGAGAUUCCCUCGACACCAGCAACAGUGAAGCAACUUUUUACUAGAUAUCCAUAUAAAAGUACCAUAAAGAACAAAUACCUCGAGACUUCGGAAACCCGCAAGAAAUUCUUCUUACCAUCGACACUAUCUAUGCCAACUAUCACGACUACCCAGAAGCCUCAAUCGACGGAACCGCAAACGACUCCUGUGCGAUCAUCUACCUUUUACUCGCCAUCUGUUCGACCGUGGACCAGUCCAAAAACAACCCUCCAACCAACAACACCAACCGAAACUACCACUGACUCUCGUCCCAUGAACCCAAUCCGCUUCGAAGACAACGACCACCAGACUCCAAUCGAGGAAGACACCACCCCCAAAAUCAAAUUCACUAUUCCAGCACUGAAAUACGAAGGCAAUAGACCAGCACCCUUCCGGCGCCUUCCAUCGAGUCAUGUUCAGCAAAUAAACCAGAAAAACCAAACGAGCAAUAAAAUAGAGUUACCAAAAAAUCCCGCAAUGACAAUGUCUCUAUCCGAUAUCUUCAACACACUCGGCCAAGACGAUGGCAAAGAAACUGCAAAGGACCGAGAAAAUACGAUAGUGUUUGAAACGACGAUACCUCAAACAACUCAGCACACGACACCACCUGCGAUUGUUCUGAUUCAAGACCAACAACCGCAAUUUACCGGUCAUACGGAAGUGAAGAUCGAGCAAUCGAUCGAUCAGAGCGAUCAGUACGUCAAUUAUGAAGUACAGCAGUCGAACGGUCACCGACCCCAAAAGCCUAUCGAUGAACAGUACGUACAGUAUGAGGUUCACCAAUCGAAUGGUUAUCGACCACAAAACCCUACCCCUGCUCAGAAAGAAUCUAAUAUUGGUAAUCAAUAUGUAAAGUAUGAUGUACAGCAACCACAAAUGAACGUUGUCAAGUUUAGUUCAGUUCCAAGCAUGAACAGUGUGGUAAUAAGUCCGAACCAGCACUCAGCGACAUUUGUAUUAGGCUCCCAACAAUCGGUUGGUAGUUCUUCUGAUGGACAUUUCGUCGGAUCGGUUUCGCAAGAAGCCGCAUCUGCAGCGCUGAAUGGACAUCCUUCCGGAUAUCAAAUGGGGCAAGUUUUGGAUGAACCAAAGGAAACAUCCAAUGUACAAGUCGGUACUUCGGUCAACGUGCAAGUUAAACCUCAAGAUAUUAUCAAGACCACAAGUGUUAGAUUCCCGAGUGAAAGCGAUGACAAGUAUGAAAAUGCACCUAUUAUCAGUGGAACUCACAAGAGUGAAGUACUGCCGCCCAAUGGUCACUCGGCACCAAUUGGCAUGGGCUCGAAUCAAAUGGUUGUUUUUCCCAAAGAUGAUAAGAUCGACAGCACGUUGCAUGAGGUAUCCAACAGAAUUGUUUUUGAUACACCAAACAACGAGACUCCAAAUCAAAACGACCUAUCCAACUACCCGUCGGAACUUCCCGAACAAUUGACUCCUCCAUCGAAUCCUGAGACUACUCAAAUGCAGAAGCGCCCACGGUUGCCGAUACCAGCUCAGGGACCACCAUUUAUGUACAAGGAAAUUCAACGCAGACCAUUUCCUGGAGAUCGCAUUCGCCCACCACUAAAACUCCCCAACAUUCUGCCUCAAUUCCGUCCGAACGCGAAAAUAUCUCACGGCCACCCAAAUCACCACAAAGAAGCUGGAACUCUUCGUGUACCACCACCUCUACCAUCCAAGAAUUUCCUAUCAAACGGACCACCACUCAGGACUCAACAUCCAGAACGGCCAUCGGUACAUCCCCAAACACUCCCAUCAACCUUACCAAUCCGUCGCUCUCCCGUUCCCACCCGAUUCAUGACCCAAAUGUACACAGGCCGUCCGAAUAGCAUGCCUCCACCACCGGGUCCGUACAUGGAUGGUUCAAAUGAAAACCGCCGAUAUUAUCGUCUGCCUCCACCAAUGAUGAAGGAUCGCAUCUUUCAUAUCACUCCCCCGAAUCUCAGACCUCCGCCUCCUCCUCCAGCUUCUCCCGCUACACGAUUCGUUGAUAGUUACGCUUUACCGACUCCCGAAAAACUUGUUCAAACAGACAAAUCAACCGAUACUGAAAACAAUGAAUUCCAGCGAGAUCCUCCAACUAUCUUGAAAAAUGCGAUCAACGAGGAUAAACCCCAACGCCCAAAACUGGAACCCGUAGUAACCCUACAAAUGCUUCAAUCGAAGAAGCAAACAUCCGAAUCUCAAAAACACAAUCUCCCAUCGGGACAAAAAGUUGACUUGGCAUUGGAAGGGCAUCCUCCUUCGACCUCUCUACAAGGUAUCAACGCUGAUACUAAACAAUCGGUAUACGUUGUCUAUCCAGUAAAAAGUACCCCCAUGAAAAUGGAUACAGUCCAAUCGAGCAGCAGUUUGGAUCCGGUGGUCAUCGGCCAUCGUGGUGAUCACCUCCCAAUACAUCCAUCCAUGGUCAGCCCGGGAACCGAGUACCAAAACACACCCUUUUCAAUAGCAUCCCAUUUCGAACAGGAGCCCAUUCUCAUGGCCAAAGACAAAAAACACCACCAGAAAGUACAGUUUCCUUACAAUCUGGAAAGGCCCGACCCUCAGGCGUUAGUCGAAAUGGAAAACGAGUUCAAACAUCGCAGGCCUGAAAUGAGCAAAGAAAACAAACUUGACAAUAUUUACAACAUCGGCGAAGAGCCAAUCAGCAAAGAGCAAUCGGAGGAAUCCGUUAUUUCGAGCAAACUACAGCGUAUUACCGAGAGCACACCAAUCGCAAUCGCCUACACACCGACCGAAUCAAACUUGAAGUACAAAUAUAACUUACAAAAUUCACCAUACUACUCGCCCUACGGAGAAACCCAGACGGAAGUCUCGUACCUCAAACUGGAUGAGUUCGACGAAUUCGGCAAUCCAGCCCAUCGUUACGAGCAGAGCUUCCAGGCUCCGUUCCAGGCCAGUAUCAGUUUGGAUCCCGUUAAAGUUACUAACCCUUAUGAAGGAUGGGCCGUCGUAACUUCUCCCCCACAGGCACUGGUUCAAGAACAGAAAAACAUUGACCGUUCAGAUGAUAGCAUCUACAGUGGGAAAAAUCCAGUUACCAUCAAACCCUUCGAUCAAGGUAGCGGCUUUCACCCCGAACUCCAAGGAGGAUUCCGACCGAUUUACGCGGAGGAUGUAAAACUAAGCGAAUCAAUGAACCCAGAUCCCCAGACUAGAAAUUCUUUCCUUAUGCCACGAGACGACGAGGCACAAUCAAAGCCAGAAGAACAUGAAAAGCAAACAGGGUCAGCGAUGAAAGGAGCUCAGAAGACGGAAAAUAAACCAUUAUUUGACAGUUUGGAGGCAUUUUUCGACAAUCUAACAAAGGAUUACGAUGAACAAACGGAAUUGAUGGCGCUGGAUGGUGAAGAGAAUGAAAUUGAAAAGAAUACCGCGAAAAGUGCAAAGGAGCAGGAAGGAAGAAGUAAUGACAGCACUGCGACUGAAGUAACAACGGGUGACGCAUCGAAGACAGAAAUGGCUCUGGAUAAGACCGCCACUACAGAAGCGAGUGUUCAAAAAGAGAAUCAGUAGGGGAUUUCGGCAUCGGGAUAAUUGAACACAAGUUUGUUUUGCAACGAACUCUGUGUGUACCUCUGUUAGAAGCUCUCAGCGUGACAGCUGACAGCCAUUAAAGAGUGAAAUGCAUUUUGAGGUUAUGUUAACUAAACCUCACACACAAACACACAGUAAAGCUAGAUUUUACUAAAGAAAAUCGUAAUUACUUGAGUAUCUAAUGUUAAGUGUACAUUUCUGGGCACGAUUUAGCUUCCUCCAAUCCAAAUUUCAGCAGUCAAAGCCACCAAUACAGUAGUAAAUUGGAUGAAAUACAUCCGCAUAUGCUGCAGAAACUUAUACUUUGAAAACAUUAAAGAAGCUAGUCAGCUAAACUUGAUAUUAGAUACUUGAUAAACCAAUUAAAUAGUAAAUGAAGCUACGAAAAUGAAAACACCGAAAGAGAUCCAUCCGACUCUUUCUUUUGUCUGUAUAAGUAUGUGUAAUAUUAGACUGACACUGUUUUGUAACAAAUCGAAAACAAACAAUAGGAUUUAACGGGCGAAUCUGACGCAUGUGAAAAGCGUGACAUUUGUUAUUAGUGAUCACUGCAUUGUAUUAACAUUAUCGGUUAAGUGAAUAGGUAAAACAUAGUUAGUUUUAGCGACAAUCGUUCACACUUUCCCGGUUUGCCUUCAAAUAUUCCAGCUAUAUUUCGCUCGACGUGUAAACACAACUGUAAUACCAACAUCGACAGCGAAUGUUUAUAAAAUUCUAUCUUUUUGCUACAUUUAUACUGCAUAGAUUUAGUGAGCGAUUGCUUUGGACGGGGAUUGUAAUUAGUAGCUAGAAAACAACUAGGAUUAUUUUAAUUUAUUUAUGAAUUUUUUCUGAAGGAACGUGUUACACUGACAGAAGUUGGCUCUGACCAAUUCUUAAUCAGCAUAUUAAUCUGUGAACAGCACUAUCACUUUAGCAUAUGGUAAAAAAGUAUGGAAAUAAAUCUACCUGAAAUAUUU
This is a messenger RNA of Toxorhynchites rutilus septentrionalis, 6341 nucleotides long. RefSeq names its product mucin-2. The coding region runs from base 1159 to 5361 and encodes 1400 amino acids. The record is from RefSeq and is a predicted model, not a curated record. NCBI's taxonomy places the organism in Eukaryota, Metazoa, Arthropoda, Insecta, Diptera, Culicidae. The transcript is spliced from 3 exons.